Messenger RNA from Penicillium arizonense, 1284 nucleotides. Its product is annotated as putative beta-ketoacyl synthase (Cem1). NCBI's taxonomy places the organism in Eukaryota, Fungi, Ascomycota, Eurotiomycetes, Eurotiales, Aspergillaceae. Gene Ontology annotation, biological process: fatty acid biosynthetic process. The transcript is spliced from 7 exons. The coding region runs from base 1 to 1284 and encodes 427 amino acids. The record is from RefSeq and is a predicted model, not a curated record. Gene Ontology annotation, molecular function: 3-oxoacyl-[acyl-carrier-protein] synthase activity.
AUGCGGCGUGUCGUCGUAACAGGUCUUGGAGCGGUCACUCCGCUUGGUGUGGGUAUUCGGCGCUCCUGGAAGCGUUUGCUGGAUGGACAUUGUGGCAUUGUGAAUGUGAAAGAGCGUGAUGAGCGUUUUGCUGAGCAGCCUUGUCAGGUUGCUGCUGUUGUGCCCAAGGGGAGUCGGGAGGAUGGUGGGUGGACGGCUUCUGAGUGGUUGAGUCGGGCUGAUGAGCGGAAGAUGGCUCAGUUUGCGCAAUAUGCUAUGGCUGCUACUGAAGAGGCGCUUCAAGAUGCUGACUGGAAGCCUGAGCCUUUUGAGCAGAGAGAGGCUACGGGUGUUUGUCUGGGAUCAGGUAUUGGGAACUUUGACGAGAUCUACAACACAGUUGUAGCUUAUGAAAAAGGCGGCUACAAAAAGGUCAAUCCUUUAUUUGUGCCGAAGCUCCUGAUCAAUCUUGGAGCUGGACACAUCUCCAUGAAAUACAGAUUCAUGGGCCCGAAUCAUGCCGUGACAACAGCGUGCACAACCGGUGCACACUCCAUCGGUGACGCUGCCCGAUUCAUUGCCUGCGGCGAUGCCGAUGUAAUGGUUGCCGGAGGAGCCGAGUCCUGCAUCCAUCCAUUAGCUAUAGGCGGCUUUGCUCGCGCCAGAAGUCUAGCGACAGCUUUCAACGAUACACCAGAGAAGGCAUCCCGGCCAUUCGAUGCUGACCGCGGAGGCUUUGUGGUAGGCGAAGGCGCAGCGGUGAUGAUCCUCGAGGACCUAGAACACGCCCUUGCGAGAGGAGCACGGAUCUACGCCGAACUUAAAGGAUACGGCUGCUCCAGUGAUGCGCACCACAUGACUUCGCCUAAAGAAAACGGCGAAGGCGCAUUCAUGGCUAUGAAGAAGGCGCUUAAGCAGGCACAGUUGCGUCCUGCCGCGGUUGACUAUGUCAAUGCACAUGCUACCUCGACUAUUGUUGGGGAUGCUGCUGAGAAUGCUGCUAUCAAGUCCCUUUUGCUUGGCUCCGAUGGCAAGGAGAAGGCUGCUGAUGUGAAUGUCAGUAGUACCAAGGGUGCGCUUGGUCAUCUUCUUGGUGGUGCUGGUGCUAUCGAGGCUUUAAUUAGUGUGCUUGCGAUUCAUGAGAAUACUAUGCCGCCUACUAUCAACCUGGAACGUCUGGCCGACGGGUUUGAUUGCAACUAUGCGCCGAAGGACCCUCAGUCUAGACAGAUUGAUGUGGCUUUGACCAAUAGCUUUGGAUUUGGUGGAACUAACAGCAGUCUUUGCUUUGCAAAGUACUCUUAG